Arachis duranensis is the source of this 1857-nucleotide messenger RNA. Its product is annotated as chorismate synthase, chloroplastic. Bases 445 to 1746 code for a protein of 433 amino acids. The record is from RefSeq and is a predicted model, not a curated record. Lineage: Eukaryota; Viridiplantae; Streptophyta; Magnoliopsida; Fabales; Fabaceae. Gene Ontology annotation, cellular component: cytosol. The transcript has 13 exons. Gene Ontology annotation, biological process: chorismate biosynthetic process; aromatic amino acid biosynthetic process. Gene Ontology annotation, molecular function: chorismate synthase activity; FMN binding.
AUAAAAAGAUGUCAUUAUGUUGACCUAGAAUGUUAUUAUUUACAUGGGUAAUUAAUUUAUAUGGAACUCCAACCCAAAAACAAGAAAUUUUAACAUGUAGAAUUCGAUUUUUAUUUCUUCAAUUCCAUUCACAUAAAUUAGCAUGUUUAUGACGGUAACUAUUCCAUGAUUCUAUAUUAAAUCCUGAAUCUUAUAAAUAAAUUGAUCGACUGUAUAUUUAUAUUAUUUUUUGUCAGAUUUUAAUCUAUAUGUGUUAUUUAAGCUAAGUGAAUAUUAAUUUUAUUCCUUACCUUUUUUAUUCAUAUAUACCUAAUAUUUUUUUAUCAUAGAAGGUUACUCAAUUAACGCCCAAACCUCAUCGCUCCAUCGUUAAGUCCUUAUUACUCAUUUCAAUUCAAAUAUUAAUUCAUCAUUUUUUCUUCUUCUUCCACCUGUUUUAUUUCAAUGGCUUCUUCUUCUACCUGUCUCUCUUCGAAGCCAUUCCUCGGCGGUUCCAUCUCUUCCAAUUCCAACCUCCGAUCCCAAUCCUCCGCUUACGUUCAAGUCUCCCUCCGCCCUCGCAUUCCCAAAAACUUCCAGAUACGGGCGGCUGGGAAUACCUAUGGAAAUCACUUCCGUGUGACAACAUAUGGAGAGUCUCAUGGGAGAGGUGUUGGUUGUGUCAUUGAUGGGUGUCCUCCUCGCAUCCCUCUCUCCGAGUCUGACGUGCAAGUUGAUCUUGACAGAAGGAGGCCAGGCCAAAGCAAAAUUACAACUCCUAGAAAGGAGACUGAUACGUGUAAAAUAUUUUCAGGAGUCUUCGAAGGACUUACUACUGGAACUCCAAUCCAUGUAUUUGUACCUAGUACUGAUCAAAGAGGACGUGACUAUAGUGAGUUGUCAUCAGGUUAUAGGCCUUCCCAUGCUGAUGCAACCUACGACAUGAAGUAUGGUAUCAGAUCAGUUCAGGGGGGUGGUAGAUCUUCUGCAAGAGAAACCAUUGGAAGGGUUGCUUCUGGUGCUGUUGCUAAAAAAAUCCUUAAGGAUUUUGCAGGAACUGAGAUUCUUGCAUAUGUGUCUCAAGUUCACAAGGUUGUUCUGCCAGAGGACUUAAUUGAUAAUGAGACUGUGACACUUGAUCAGAUCGAGAGCAACAUUGUUCGAUGUCCUGACCCUGAAUAUGCAGAGAAGAUGAUAGCUGCUAUUGAUGCUGUCCGAGUUAGAGGUGAUUCUGUUGGUGUUGUGACAUGCAUAGUGAGGAACUGUCCACGUGGGAUUGGUUCACCAGUAUUUGACAAACUUGAAGCUGAACUCGCUAAAGCUGCUAUGUCAUUGCCUGCAACCAAGGGCUUUCAAUUUGGUAGUGGGUUUGCAGGUACCUUUUUGACUGGGAGUGAACACAAUGAUGAGUUCUAUAUAGAUGAACAUGGAAGGACAAGGACAAGAACAAAUCGUUCUGGUGGGAUACAGGGUGGAAUUUCCAAUGGAGAAAUCAUAAACAUGAGAAUAGCUUUCAAGCCGACAUCAACUAUUGCUAAGGAGCAAAAUACGGUGACUCGAGAUAAAAAAGAAACGACUCUGAGAGUUGGUGGUCGUCAUGAUCCUUGUGUUGUCCCAAGAGCUGUACCCGUGGUAGAGGCCAUGGUAGGUUUGGUGCUUGUGGUCCAGUUGAUGGCGCAGUAUGCGCAGUGUAAUCUGUUUCCCGUAAACUCAGAUUUGCAAGAGCCUUUGUUGCCCGUAUUACAGCCAGAAGAAGUACCCUUUUGAAUGAUAUAAUGUCCUGUAAAAGAACGAUAUAAUGUAAAUUUUUUUUUUUAGUGCAAUGUAUCCUCCUGUAUUGUCAUAAGGUUUUAAUGUUUAAUAAUGCCUCAUCCCUCA